Lachancea mirantina is the source of this 816-nucleotide messenger RNA. NCBI's taxonomy places the organism in Eukaryota, Fungi, Ascomycota, Saccharomycetes, Saccharomycetales, Saccharomycetaceae. The record is from the annotation of a GenBank genome assembly.
AUGUCCGUCAACACUCCUUCUUUGUUCGACAUGAACGCCCUGGAACCACAGGUCCAGGUGGGCCUUAUGGCCCCUUUCCCUUCGGAAUGCCAAGAUUCGGAACUCUUGACCCAAAGGCCCGCCUUCGGCGAACUGGUCUUUGACAAGUUCGUGCCACGUGACGAGCCUGUCGUCAAGCAAGAAGAGCAAGUCCAGAGCCUCAGCUUGGCGCUUGGCGCUGCUUCUGCCUCGGCGGCUUCCUCCGCCGAUCUUCAGGACUCGGUCGGCGAUUUUUUCUCCAGCGCAGACUCCACUCCGCUGUUCGAGCUCGAAUCUUUGCAGACGAGCCCCCACGGCUGGGAUCCGCUUUUCAACGACGAUAUCCCAAUCAAUGUCGGCGAUUCUGGUGCUGCAGCUGCUGAAGUGGCCGAGGUCUCCGAGGCUUCCGUGGAGCCCUCUAGAAAGCCCUCUGCGGCUCCGCUGGCUCCCGCUGACGCCUUCUUGCCCACUCCAGUGAUAGAGGACGCUCAUCCCUUCUUUACUUCCAAGACCAAGCGGAAAAGCUCUUCUGCCGUUCACAAACCUGAUAGAUUCGACCGUUUGGGUGUCAUUUCUUACAACCGUAAGAUGCGGUCUGUUCCAUUGACUCCGGUGGUCCCCGAAUCCAACGACCCUGUAGCCCAAAAACGGGCUAGAAACACCGAGGCCGCCAGACGGUCGCGGGCCAGAAAACUCCAAAGGAUGAACCAAUUGGAGUUGAAGGUUGAAGAGCUUCUGCAAAGAAACGCCGAACUGGAAAACGAAAUCACUAGACUCAAGUCCGCAGCAGCGCUUUGA